This is a messenger RNA of Mixia osmundae IAM 14324, 1086 nucleotides long. RefSeq lists its product as uncharacterized. The record is from RefSeq and is a predicted model, not a curated record. The transcript is spliced from 3 exons. The coding region runs from base 1 to 1086 and encodes 361 amino acids. NCBI's taxonomy places the organism in Eukaryota, Fungi, Basidiomycota, Mixiomycetes, Mixiales, Mixiaceae.
AUGCUCGAGCAGAGCGGUCCGCAGGGACUCCUAGGCUCGCUGAGCACACUCGCGCGUGACCACACUGGCUUGUUUGACCGAGUCGACAAGCUCUUCAACCGAGUGGCAGCGCCAAACAGGCUACACAGCUCGAUACCGCUCUCUCUGUUUGGCAUAGUCCAUGCUGUCCGCAUCGGUCAUGCACUCGCAGAAGCGCAGCGACGCACAGACAAAGAUCCACGCGGUAUCAAACCCACGCUCGCUCAGCAAUUUCUUGCGCCUAUCAUCUUGCUCUUUUCUGCCAGUACCAUCAUAGCCGUGCUGCUCGGGGAAGUGCCGAGUUGGCUCUAUUCGCCCUGGUCGGUGCUGCAGUAUGGCAUCACAGGCGUCCUCAUCGCCCGCACGCCCUUGUACAAAGCGCUCGUUUCUAUACCCAUCGGACUCAUCGGUCCUCUCUACGCCAUCGUAGACGGCUUCGGUCGCACGCUCGGCUCGACUCUGUACGGCGUAGAUGUCGUCAGAGCUCACGCAUCCCCUCUCGUCGCUCAUUCGCUCUGGGCCAAGCUCAUCAUUGGUACCAUCUCGGGCGCAGCAGGUGGGCCCGUACUCGAUACCAUCAACGGAUUCAGUUCUUCUUGGGGCAUCACACGCAACCCGAGCUGGCUAUCGCUGGCCAACUGGAAUGUCGAUAUCUGGGGCGCACUCGUCGUCUCACUCGUCUAUGUCAUCCUCACAGAAGGCGCGGGCGGUAUCGUUGAGGGUGUCCAGUCAGAAGCGAUAGUCGACAGGCCAAUCGCUAGAGCAAUCUGCUCUGUCUUGCUCACUAUCCUUAUUUCUGUGUCGCGACUCGGUCCAAUGACGAUGAUCUAUCAGCGACUGAACCAGCAGCGGAAGCGUGACGGCGGCAAAGUCAAGCCGACUGCACAGGCAGCACGUAAGGAGAAGCAAGCGAUCGAGCUGUCCGCCAAGCCAUUGCCUGCGAAACCCAUCUCGAGCGCAUCCAAUGCCUCAAUGAGCAGCGACACGCCUCGUACUACUGCAUUCGGAGCGCGUAUGCUGGCAGGCCAGCGGCUCAUCAAUCGACAAAGCUUAAGUAGUGAGUUCUAG